AUGGCGGCGGCGCGGCUGGUCCUGGCGGGGCUGGUGCUGGGGGCGGCGCGCGCCGGGCAGGUCCCGCUGCUGGGCUGGUCCGGCCACAGCGCCCUCUGGCCCCUGGCUGACAGCUGAGGACACGUGGUCGGCGCGGCCCAGCUGAGCGCGCUCCUCGGCCCGGCGCUGGAUCAGGGCCCCCGCAACGUCCUGCUCUUCCUGCAGGAGCAGCUCAGCCUGGAGGAUUUCACGGCAUAUGGGGGGGUCUUCGGCAACAAGCCCGACAGCGCCUUCCCCAGCCUGGAGCGCGCCCUGGCGGGGGCCCCCUCGACCCUGGUGCUCCCGGCUGUGCAGGGGGCGGCGGCCGCCGGGGUCCUGGGGCUGCUGGAGGAGACGCUGGGGCUGAGCCCCCUGCACGUGGGGCCGGGCACCUUCCGGGAGCUUCGCCUCAACGCCAGCCAGCCGGCCCUGCUGCUGGUGCGGCUGCCCCACGCCGCCGGCUCCAGCCUCAUGGCCCCCAAGGAGGUGCUGAUGAGCAACGAUGAGAUCAUCGGGCAGGUGCUCAGCGCCCUGAAGGAGGAGGAUGUGCCCUACACGGCGCUGCUGACGGCCGGAGCCCCCUCACGGGUUCUCCGGGACGUCUCUGGGGUGGCCCCCGGGGGGGUGGGCCGCCAGCUGCUGCAGAAGCCGACCCCAGCACCAGCGCAGCACCCCCCGGUGCGGUACCCCCUGACUGGAGAGCCCCGGAUCCUCUUCUGGGCCCAGAACUUCUCCGUGCUCCAGGGCAGCAAGUGGGUCGACCUGACGCCCCAGACAUUCGGGGCCGAGGCCUCCGUUGAUGUGAGCAGCUCGUCCUGGAGCUCCAACGACUCCCGGCUGGUUCUGAAGUAUGCGAAUGUUCUGGGGUCCCCUCUGACUGUCACGUUCCACAUGACCAGCCGGCGGUUUCCUGUCUCGGGCCGGGACUGGUUCCAGCUGAGUCGCCUGGAGCUGGCGACCCCCUCGGCCAGCCCCACUGUGUUCAACGCCUCGCAGGUGACGGCCCCCAGCAACUACUCCUGGCGCUGCGCCCACCUCAGCAGCCUGCCAGGCUUCGGGGCUGGCCUCCUGCCCCACAGCCCCAGCUGGGGGGUGCUGCUCCAGGACGUGCAGCUGCAGGGGUUCAACGUGCUGGGCCUGCAGUUCUCCUACGCCAGCGACUGCGCCGGGUUCUUCACGCCGGGCGCCUGGAUGGGGCUGCUCACGGCCCUGCUGCUCGGCGCCAUCUUCGCCUGUGGCCUCCACAUGCUGCUGGGCCUCAAGACCAUGGACCGGUUCGAUGACCCCAAGGGGGCCACCAUCGCCGUGCCCCAGGGCGAGUAGGGCAGGCCUGGCUCCUGCCCCCCAGCUGGGAAACCCUGGGGCCUGCCCCCCCUCCGCCGGGGAUCCCCCAGGCCCUGGGCCCCCUUCUCUCCCCUGCCCCCCGGCACCCAGCCCUGG
Molecule: messenger RNA, 1458 nt
Organism: Mauremys reevesii (Reeves's turtle)
Lineage: Eukaryota; Metazoa; Chordata; Testudines; Geoemydidae
Gene: ATP6AP1
Product: ATPase H+ transporting accessory protein 1
Cellular component (GO): proton-transporting V-type ATPase complex
Source: RefSeq, a predicted model, not a curated record